This is a messenger RNA of Humulus lupulus (European hop), 1314 nucleotides long. RefSeq names its product probable leucine-rich repeat receptor-like protein kinase At1g35710. The record is from RefSeq and is a predicted model, not a curated record. NCBI's taxonomy places the organism in Eukaryota, Viridiplantae, Streptophyta, Magnoliopsida, Rosales, Cannabaceae. The coding region runs from base 204 to 1184 and encodes 326 amino acids. The transcript is spliced from 11 exons. Gene Ontology annotation, molecular function: protein binding.
UAUUAUGCAUAUGUGAUAUUUCCCUUUCCAAAAGCUUUAACGUGUUUGCUGAACAAACACCAACUCAUUUCAUCCAAAAGAAGAAAAAACGAAACCCAAAUCACCGUCGCCGUUUCCAGAAAUCUUAGACUCAGAAAACCAAAAUCAAUUUUCAGAUCCAGUUCCCCAGAACAACGGAUCUGUUUCUGCAACCCCAGAAAAAUAUGGGGCUGCGUUUUCUGGUUCCGGCAUUUUGUCUGAUCUUCGCAUUUCCUCUCCUUGUCCACGCCAAAACCCUCAAACGCGACGUGAAAGCUCUGAAUGAGAUAAAAGCGUCACUCGGAUGGAGAGUGGUUUAUGCUUGGAUUGGAGACGACCCUUGUGGCGAUGGCGAUCUUCCGCCUUGGUCUGGGGUCACAUGCUCUACUCAAGGGGAUUACCGAGUUGUUACUGAGUUGGAAGUUUAUGCAGUUUCGAUCGUGGGACCUUUUCCUACUGCCGUGACUAAUCUAUUGGACCUCACGAGGCUAGAUCUCCAUAACAACAAGUUGACAGGGCCUAUUCCUCCUCAAAUUGGACGGUUGAAGCGUCUCAAGAUACUUAAUUUGCGAUGGAAUAAGCUACAGGAUGUUAUUCCCCCUGAAAUUGGUGAGCUUAAGAGCCUAACGCAUUUAUAUCUGAGCUUCAACAACUUCAAAGGGGAAAUUCCUAAGGAACUUGCUAACCUUCCAGAGCUUCGCUAUCUCUAUCUACAUGAAAAUCGCCUUACUGGGCGGAUUCCAGCAGAAUUGGGGACCCUACAAAAGCUUCAACACUUGGAUGUUGGUAACAAUCACUUGGUGGGCACUAUAAGAGAACUUAUACGGAUUGAAGGUUGUUUUCCAGCUCUUCGCAACAUCUACUUGAAUAACAAUUAUUUUACUGGAGGAAUUCCAUCACAACUGGCAAACUUGACCAACUUGGAAAUUUUGUACUUGUCUUACAAUAAGAUGUCUGGGAUAAUACCAUCUGAGCUUGCUCGCAUUCCUAAAUUAACCUAUCUGUACUUGGAUCACAACCAGUUCUCUGGAAGGAUUCCCGACGCCUUCUAUAAACACCCAUUCUUGAAAGAAAUGUUCAUUGAAGGAAACUCAUUUCGAUCGGGUGUAAACCCAAUUGGUCUCCACAAAGUUCUUGAACUUUCUGAUGCAGAUUUUCUUGUUUAGUUGAGAUAUCUACCUAAUUUUUGUUUGCUUGAAAAUUGAGUUUAGUGAUUUAUUUUUUACCAAGGAAAUGUAAAAUUCAACUUUGUCCAUCGCAAGUCAUAAAGUAAUGAAAUCAAACCAUUGAUAAUUA